Messenger RNA from Bicyclus anynana (squinting bush brown), 516 nucleotides. It is a transcript of the gene RpL36, whose product is annotated as 60S ribosomal protein L36. The transcript has 4 exons. Gene Ontology annotation, biological process: cytoplasmic translation. Gene Ontology annotation, molecular function: structural constituent of ribosome. Bases 129 to 491 code for a protein of 120 amino acids. Gene Ontology annotation, cellular component: cytosolic large ribosomal subunit; ribosome. The record is from RefSeq and is a predicted model, not a curated record. Lineage: Eukaryota; Metazoa; Arthropoda; Insecta; Lepidoptera; Nymphalidae.
UUUUGAACGUCCACAGGUUAUUUUUUUAUCUGGUAUCUAUUAAUCUGUGCGUUUGUCAAUGUCAGUACUCAGUAGCUGUCAUUUCAGUUUGACAAUUUCUUUUACGAUAAAAUUGUCAAUCCGGAAACAUGGCACCCCGGUUUGAGAUCGCAGUGGGCCUGCGAAAAGGCCACAAAACAACCAAAAUAUCGGCUGGUAAAAAAGGAAUUACAGACAAAGCCAUCAAAAUCAGACCAGCCAGGCUAAAGGGUUUACAAACCAAGCACUCGAAGUUUGUCCGUGAUCUGGUCCGCGAGGUUGUCGGCCAUGCACCCUAUGAGAAGAGGGUUAUGGAAUUGUUGAAGGUGUCAAAGGACAAACGCGCGCUGAAGUUCCUCAAGCGUCGCUUGGGCACACACAUCCGCGCCAAGAGGAAGCGUGAAGAGAUGAGCAACGUGCUGGUGCAGAUGAGGAAGGCGGCCGCGCAGGCGCACCACACACACGCUCACUAACUUGUAAUAAACCUUAUGUAAGAUA